Trichophyton benhamiae CBS 112371 is the source of this 1365-nucleotide messenger RNA. RefSeq lists its product as uncharacterized. The coding region runs from base 1 to 1365 and encodes 454 amino acids. NCBI's taxonomy places the organism in Eukaryota, Fungi, Ascomycota, Eurotiomycetes, Onygenales, Arthrodermataceae. Gene Ontology annotation, cellular component: membrane. Gene Ontology annotation, molecular function: acyltransferase activity, transferring groups other than amino-acyl groups. The transcript is spliced from 2 exons. Gene Ontology annotation, biological process: polysaccharide biosynthetic process. The record is from RefSeq and is a predicted model, not a curated record.
AUGGCUCCCAAAAAGAGAGAUGAUAACUGGGUUGAUGUAAGUGCAUCCUGCCCGCAGAGCGUUAUGCCUACUUUCACUGACACAUAUAUUCAGGGUCUUCGAGGUGUCGCUUCGUUCAUCGUCGUUACAGGCCAUUUAUGCACCGCCUUCGUUCCAUGGCUCCAUGACCCUGCGUUGUCAGACGGUGGCCCGUCAAGUAUUUUCCAGCUCCCGAUUCUUAGAUUAUGCGUUGGUGGCAGAGGCUCCGUUGCGAUUUUUUUCAUUAUCACUGGCUUUGUCAAUUCGAUCAACCCCGUCAAAAAUGCCCGUGCCGAUAAUACCUAUGUCGGACUCACAAACCUCGCCAGAAGCACUUUUACACGUUCCGGUCGCCUGAUGGUCCCUACGACUAUUGCUACGAUUAUUGCGUGGGCACUGUGCCAUAUGGGAGCAUUCAGUAUGGCUCAGAGAGCUGAUGCAAGUUGGAUUCGUGCUACAAGUCCUCCUCCUGGCACAACCUUCGGCGAAGCAGUUAGCAACCUGAUCUGGAACCUAGUAUAUUUCUGGCAUACGGGCGCCUCGGUAUAUGACGGAACACACUGGACACUUAAAUUUUUCCUCAGCGCCUCAUUCAGGACUUAUCUUACACUGUUGGCUCUUACCUUGGUUAAGCGGCGCUACUGGUAUGCUGUAACAGGACUCUUGUGGGCUUAUGCCUGGCUUGUUAAUGACCAUCUUGUUGGUAUCAACAUCUUUCCUGGUAUGAUCUUGGCUCAACUUCAGGUCGACUACGGCUCCCGCGCUACUCAAAUGCUCCCGAAAGUCGUCCCUAGCAUACUUAUUUUCUUUGGUCUCAUUAUCUGGGGAUUCCCUCAAAAUAACCCAACCUGGGCGUGGUGGUCUGCCGCUAUCCGCUCCUUCAUUGUCGCUAUCACUCCUGCAAAUGCAGAUCACAGCCGCUAUGCCUCAUCUCUUGGAACCUGCACCCUGAUGUUGGGCAUAUUCUUCUCAAGGAACGCUCGACGCUUUCUCACCCUGCCACUUUUCAACUUCCUCGGGCGUGUCUCUUUCCCUGUCUACUUGCUCCAUAACAUUCUGAUUAGAACCAUCUUAUCCUGGAUGGUGUAUGGUGAAAGUGCUACACGAAUUCCAGUGAGGAAUGAGAAGGGUGAACUCCUUCAGCUCGGAAGAGCCAGCCCUAUGGCCUUCAUCUUUAUUCUGCCAAUCUUUUACGCUGUUCUUUACCUCGUUGCCCAUAUGUGGGCUACCUACGUCGAACCCCAAUGCGGCAAGGCGGUGGAUUGGCUGAAAGACAUAAUGUUUAAGGAGCGACCAGAUUCGCAAGAAAAGCUUCUCCCACUACCCAACGGAGGUUCUGCGAGCUGA